ACUGAAAAGCCGCUCAACAGCCAUUUCACAUCCUCUCCCAAUUUGCUGGCCACUCAAUGCCAUUUCCCUCUCUCUAGAUCUUCUUCAUCUUUCUUGGGCUUCGGCGGAAAUAUAUUUUAAAGGGGAAAUCAUCGGAAUUCCCAAACAGCAACGGAAGAGAGAGAGAGAGAGAAAAAACAGAGGCACAGAGAUUUGAAAAAAGCAGAGAGAAAAAAAACAGAGGGCCGUAAGGCGGAGAGGGGAGAGAGAGAGAGAGAGGGAGACAGGGAGAAUUGAUUCGCUCUAGAGAAGUAACGGCAAGAAAACAGAGACGGGUUUGCGAGGUGGGAGGAAGAAGAGGACGGGAGAAGGAGAAGGAGAAGGAGGAGGAGGAGGAGGAGCAGGGGAUUCUCCAUUUUUUGUCUCUCCUUCAGAUCUGACAUGUCCAUUUAGCCCUGCGCUUCCCUCGCCCGCCUUGGUCUUUUGGGUUCUCUCGUUUUGCCCUUCGUUCGCAUUCGCCGAGCUUGGUUGAGAUCGAGGUAGAAUGUGUACGAUUGGGACCAUCGCUUCAUUUAUCAGUAUUGGUUUUGUCAAAUUUUCCUGAAUAGUAAUGGCGAUGGCUUUCUGACCUGUCUUGCAGAGGAACAAUGUCUCCUUGUGAUACCUUGUGUUGAGGAUUUGCUUCAUUGGCCCCCAUAAAUUAUUGUGCUCUCGUGACAGACCAUCCAGUUGGAGCGCUGCUGUAUAGUGUCAUCAUGGUUGCCACGGCUGCAACUUCUGCUUUCUUCGCAGUUCCUUCGCCAGAUUCCAUUGCCAAGACCACCAGACCAGGGAAUGGGGUGGCAAGUGUGGGGCCAAUGAAGUCGAAAUCUGCUUCUGUUGGUUUGCAGAUGAAGGCCAACGCACAAGCCCUUCCUAAGAUAAAUGGUAGCUCUGUUGGUUUGACAACAUUUCCCGACAUUAAGAAGACUGAGGAUGGGACAUCAUCACCUCCCCCAAGGACCUUUAUUAACCAGUUGCCUGACUGGAGCAUGCUUCUCGCCGCUAUCACAACCAUCUUCUUGGCAGCAGAAAAGCAAUGGAUGAUGCUUGAUUGGAAACCAAGACGACCGGAUAUGCUAAUGGAUCCAUUUGGCCUAGGGAGAAUUGUUCAAGAUGGUCUUGUGUUCAGGCAGAACUUUUCGAUCAGAUCUUAUGAGAUAGGUGCUGAUAGGACGGCAUCUAUAGAGACACUAAUGAAUCACUUACAGGAGACUGCUCUUAACCAUGUUAAGACUGCCGGACUUCUUGUCGAUGGCUUUGGUUCUACCCCGGAGAUGAGUAAAAGAAACCUGAUCUGGGUUGUCACUAAAAUGCAGAUUUUGGUAGAUCGAUAUCCCAGCUGGGGAGAUGUCGUUCAAGUGGAUACAUGGGUUUGUGGGUCUGGAAAAAAUGGAAUGCGGCGAGAUUGGCAUGUCCGUGAUCUGAACGGAGAGACUCUUACAAGAGCCUCCAGUGUGUGGGUGAUGAUGAAUAAACAUACAAGGAGAUUAUCAAAAUUACCAGAAGAAGUUCGGGGAGAAAUAGAACCUUUUUUUCUGAACUCUCCUCCUGUGGUAGCUGAGGACGAUAGGAAGUUACCGAAGCUGGAUGAGUGCACUGCAGAUUUCGUCCGAUCGGGUUUAACUCCCAGGUGGCAUGAUUUAGAUGUCAACCAGCAUGUCAACAAUGUGAAGUACAUUGGCUGGAUUCUUGAGAGUGCUCCACUGCCCAUUUUGGAGACUCAUGAGCUCUCUGCCAUAACCUUGGAGUACCGGAGGGAAUGCGGGAGAGACAGCGUGCUGCAGUCCCUGACUGCUCUUUCUGGCAAUGGCGUCGUCGAUGACCUUGAAAACUCUGCUGAAGUCGAGUGCCAGCACUUGCUCCGGCUCGAAAGUGGGGGUGAAAUUGUGAGGGCCAGGACCGAGUGGAGGCCGAAACCUGCCAAUAACCGAGGAGUGGCGGGCGAAGUUUCCGCAGAAAGUGCUUGAUGUCUCUGGUUCGCUGCCUGUCUUGCCCGUGUAGAAAAUCUUGCUCGUGCUCAUGCCCGCGGUUUCAGAUCUAUUUCUUUCUUCUUUUUAUAUAUAUAAUGUCCCCGAUUUGCCCUCUGGAGGGAAGAAAAGAUUGAACAAUACUGUAAUCCUCCCUGUAAUUAGCUUUUGCUCGGCCUCCAUAUGUUUAUUCUACUCUCAACCUUCACGCAAGCUC
Molecule: messenger RNA, 2205 nt
Organism: Eucalyptus grandis
Lineage: Eukaryota; Viridiplantae; Streptophyta; Magnoliopsida; Myrtales; Myrtaceae
Product: palmitoyl-acyl carrier protein thioesterase, chloroplastic
Biological process (GO): fatty acid biosynthetic process
Molecular function (GO): fatty acyl-[ACP] hydrolase activity; acyl carrier activity
Source: RefSeq, a predicted model, not a curated record